Molecule: messenger RNA, 434 nt
Organism: Theobroma cacao (cacao)
Lineage: Eukaryota; Viridiplantae; Streptophyta; Magnoliopsida; Malvales; Malvaceae
Product: Nucleotide excision repair, TFIIH, subunit TTDA
Biological process (GO): transcription initiation at RNA polymerase II promoter; nucleotide-excision repair, preincision complex assembly; transcription by RNA polymerase II
Cellular component (GO): transcription factor TFIIH core complex; transcription factor TFIIH holo complex
Source: RefSeq, a predicted model, not a curated record
CUGUAGUGUGGUCUGUGUAGCAGUUCAGAUUUUAAGGUGCUGAUUCGUCAUGGUCAACGCAACCAAAGGACUGUUCAUUUCCUGUGACAUUCCCAUGGCACAAUUCAUCGUCAAUUUGAAUGCUUCAAUGCCGGCAUCACAGAAGUUUAUUAUACAUGUCCUGGAUAACACUCACUUCUUCGUGCAACCUCACGCCGCUGAGAUGAUACGGAGUGCCAUAUCUGAGUUCAGAGACCAGAAUUCCUACGAGAAACCAACUUAAUAUCCCUUCUUUUUCCUGUUAUACAUUUCUUCUUUAAUGGAGUUUAGAUACGAAACCAAACGAAAAAUCUAUGUCUCACUAUGAGUACUUGCUCACCUUCCAUAUUCAUUUUCAUAUCAAAUCCUGAUAUGGUAAUUCAGGGCUAUAUUUGGAUUUGGGUUUUCUUCGAGUA